GCUGCAGUCUAGAAGUUUGCAGUUAUUGUCUCCACCAACUCUGGAUUGGGAAAUUACUGAUGAGCCCAUCAGCUCCAAUAUGUGCAAUGGCACGAGGUACAAUAUGUCACUACAGGAUUGCUGCGCAGGAAACCUCUACAACCUGACGACGGAGGGCUGUUGCGGAAACCACACAGUCUAUGCCUUCGCCAAUCGAGGCUGUUGCAACAACCAGGAGGUGUACAUCUACGGAGAGGAGAACUGCAUCACUUCGGCACCUAUAGAAUUCGACUGCGUGGCUGACUGGCCUCCGACCUCCUAUAGUCAUUACUGGCGCCUCUACUGCGAAGAAGCCCGCCACAUGGCUUGGGCCAUGACGAAAUCAUGCAAAGUCGGUUGGGUCUCGGUGAACCAGAGUAGCCUCGAGGAGGCUGAAGCAAAUGCCCUGGAGACCUGCAACCAAAGGGCCGCUGCCUUUGACAACGAGACUUGCAAAGUCUUCGACAGGGAUGGAGCUGAGUGCAGGAGACAGCGCUGCGGCACAGAAAUCUACGACGCGUCCGUGAGCUUAUGCUGUGGGGAUCGUGUGAUAGACCGUGUCAGCGAGGGCUGCUGUGGCCAUCGGGUCUUCAAGACGGAGACGCAUGGAUGUUGUCAAGGUGAGGUCUACUCCAAGGCCGUGUAUGGUUGCUGUGGGGAGGAAAUGCUUUAUGACAUGGAGAUGGACGGCUGCUGCUUGGAAGAUGGCCCGGAGGUCUUUGAGUUGGGCAUACAGAACUGUUGCCGAGAUCCCAAAGGGGUGUGCUCAAUCCGACCUGGCCAGUAUUCAUGCUGCCUAUGA
Messenger RNA from Symbiodinium pilosum, 820 nucleotides. The record is from the annotation of a GenBank genome assembly. NCBI's taxonomy places the organism in Eukaryota, Dinophyceae, Suessiales, Symbiodiniaceae.